Molecule: messenger RNA, 1192 nt
Organism: Stegodyphus dumicola
Lineage: Eukaryota; Metazoa; Arthropoda; Arachnida; Araneae; Eresidae
Product: glyoxylate reductase/hydroxypyruvate reductase-like
Cellular component (GO): cytosol
Molecular function (GO): glyoxylate reductase (NADPH) activity; hydroxypyruvate reductase (NADH) activity; NAD binding
Source: RefSeq, a predicted model, not a curated record
UAAAUGAUUUGAGCAAUCUGACUGAAUCUAGCAAGUCGCAUUGUUUUGUUCACAUAUCUAAGGGGUGUUAAAAAAACUAGCAGAAUGAGCAAACCAAAAGUACUCAUUACGCGUUCUGACUUUCCUGAAACUGGGAUUAAAAAAUUACAGGAAAAGUACGAUGUUGAAGUGUAUCCACAUUCUCGAAUUAUUCCUCGAGACUGCUUAUUACAACAUAUCAAAGGAGCAAGCGGCUUGUUCUGCAUAUCGACUGAUAAAAUAGAUAAGGAAGUUUUAGAUGCUGCAGGACCUCAGUUGAAAGUAGUAGCAACAAUGUCUUUGGGUUUCGAUCAUAUAGAUGUAAAAGAAUGCAAGAAGAGAAACAUCAUAGUAUGUAACGGUCCAAAUCCAAUCUCUGUGUCUUGUGUGGCAGAAUUUACAAUUGGAUUGUUGCUCUCCGUUUCAAGAAGAAUAGUGGAAGCAUCAGGAGCUAUCAAACGAGGAGAAUGGACAGAAGUAUGGACACCAAGCUGGUAUGUUGGAAGAGGUUUGACUAAUGCCAUAGUUGGCAUUGUUGGAAUGGGAAGAAUAGGAAAAGCCAUAUUAGAAAGAAUAUUACCAUUUGGUGUGGCAAAAGUGUAUUAUUACGACAUUUAUCAUCCAAUACCAGAAGCUGAAGAUAUGGGAGCAAGGUUUGCUUCAUUCGAAGAAUUAUUGGAAAACUCAGAUUAUGUUAUCGCAUGUUGCAACUUGACAGAAGGAAACAAAGGUCUUUUCAAUUCUAGAGCUUUCCGUAUGAUGAAAUCAAGUGCUGUGUUCAUCAACACGAGUAGAGGUGGUGUUGUAGACCAGGAAGCAUUGGUCGAGGCUUUGGAGAACAAGAAAAUUAAAGCUGCUGGAAUUGAUGUUAUGUAUCCUGAGCCAUUGCCUGAAGAUCAUAAACUAGCUUCUUUACCGAAUAUUGUUGUCACUCCCCAUAUUGCAGCUGCUGAAGAAACAGCAAUGCAGAGACUGAGUGCUUUGACUGCUGAAAACAUCAUAGAAGUUUUGGAAGAUCGUCCACCUAUUACUCCAGUAUUUUAAAAUCAUGAUAUUUUACACUUCUAAAAAAUGCUGGUUUGGAAAGCGUGUAAGACUGACUAUUAAAUUGUGCUAUUCAUUUAUGACUGUUUCCACAUUCUUUGAAAUUAAAUCUGUUUGAACAAAUUUUUAA